AUCUUUAAGAAAAUGGCAAGUUUAAUAAGGUUUUCCCAAAUCCUCUGCCUUUCCUUCAUGUUGUUACAGUUUCGAGUCCAAAGCUCCUCAUCUUCUCAAUCUUCUCCCGAUUCAUCACCACAUUUGUGCCGUCCUGAAGAGCGUUCUGCAUUGCUUGAUUUCAAAAGCACUACUAAAUUGGGGAAAUACUGUCUUGGUACUGGAGAGAUCUAUUUUGGCCCUCCUCGUCGUAUAAUACAAACUUGGAAUGAGAGUAAAGACUGCUGCUUGUGGGAGGGCAUCACAUGCGACAAGGUGAAAUGUCACGUGAUUGGCCUUGAUCUCACCUGGAAUUGUAUUGAAGCCAAUCUAACUUCAAAUAGUAGUCUCUUCCGCCUUGAGAAAUUGCAGAGCCUCAACCUUUCUCACAAUUAUUUUCAUUAUCCUAACAUCUCAUUUGGGUUCAACCGUUGGAAGAGUUUGACACAUCUUGAUCUUUCACGUUCAGGAUACAUGAAUGGCUCUUUCCUGUUUGAUGAGAUCUUCUUGCUACCGAAAUUGGUUUCACUCGAUCUCUCUGGUACUCAUGGUUUGCUUCCUGACAACAUAAAGUUUCAAAUGCUUGUGCAUAAUUUAACAGAAUUAAGGUUUCUUAUCCUUGAUUCUGUGAAUAUGUCUGUGGUUGUGCCUUCUUCCUUGCUAAACUUGACUUCUUCCUUGGAGCAUUUGAGCCUUAGCGACUGUAAUUUGCAAGGAAACUUUCCAAACCAAGUUUUUCAGCUUCCAUCUCUUCAGCUUCUUGAUUUAAGCGACAACUCUCAUUUAGGGGGUAAUUUGCCCGAGUUAAACCAGAGUAGUACCCUCAAGUAUUUGAAUCUUGCAAGCACAUCCUUCUCAGGAGAGUUGCCUUAUUCAAUCGGAAAUCUUAAACUCCUAAAGGAAUUGAAUCUUGAUAGCUGCCAAUUUUAUGGAUCAAUUCCUAGAUCUCUUGCAAAUCUUACAGAGAUAACUCAACUAGAUUUUUCUUCCAACCAUUUGGGAGGGCAAAUUCCAAAUGUUUUUGGAAAAAUACACAAGCAUCUUACUUUUUUGUCACUAUCAUCAAAUAAUCUAUUAGGUCGUGUACCAUCUUGGUUGUUUUCUCUGCCUUCUUUAUCCUAUUUAGACCUCCAAAACAAUCGCCUUACUGGACCAAUUGAUCAUGUUGAGAUGCCCAAUCUCAUUUUACAAGAAGUCUAUUUGUCCAAUAAUGAGAUAAGUGGUUCAAUUCCUAGCUUCUUCUUUGAUCUUGUGCAUCUUACUACAGUCGACCUUUCUUCAAAUAACUUAACUGGCACCAUUACACCCGACAUGCUUUCGAAGCUUGUAGACCUUGAGGAUCUUGAUCUUUCCAAUAAUAGUUUGCUGUCUUUGAGCAAUAAUGGCACUGCUGUCAACUAUUCCUUUCCGAACCUUUUGUUUUUAAAAUUCUCUUCUUGCAACAUACACAAGUUCCCAAGUUUCUUAAGGAAGGCAAAGGGUUUGUGGGAAUUGGAUAUUUCCAAGAACAAGAUUUCUGGUCAAAUUCACAAAUGGGAAAUAGAAGGGAUGUCGACAUUGUACUAUUUAAACCUUUCUUAUAACUUCUUGACUGGUAUAGAUUUAUUUGGUUUUGGAAAUCUUGAAACUGUUGACCUCAGAUCUAACAUACUACAAGGAUCACUUCCCAUUCUCUCAACAACUCGGGAUUUUAUGCAACAACUCUUCAUGUCAGGGAAUAAUUUGACUGGCGAAAUCCCUUCUUCUUAUUGCAAUUUGACUUCUCUUACUGUUCUAGAUUUAGCUAAUAAUUGUUUGGGAGAAAAAAUUCCAGAAUGUCUCGGAAACUUGAGUGAUCUCUUUGUCUUGGAUUUGCAGAUGAAUAAGUUCCGUAGGAUUCCAAAUUUUUUUGAAAAAAGCAUUAGGUUGGAAACCCUUCAUCUAAAUGGCAACCAGUUGGAGGGGAUAUUGCCACGGUCUUUGGUUAAUUGCAGUAACUUGGAAAUUCUAGAUGUGGGGAACAACAACUUAAAUGAUACCUUUCCAUGUUGGUUAGGUAUUCUUCCAUCGCUAAAAGUUCUCAUCCUUCGAUCUAAUCGAUUUCAUGGUGCCAUCAACGAUUCUAUGCCUGCAUCUCACUUCCCUCAGUUGACAAUCGUUGAUGUUGCACAGAACGAUUUUAUGGGUCUUCUACCGAGUAACUAUUUCAAAAUUUUGAAAGGUAUGAGAGAUAUAGCUCCAGAUGAUAAAGUCAAAUUGGAAUACAUUGGUUACAGUCUGGGAUGUUCAAGAGAUGUAGGUUGCCGUUAUUUUUAUAAGGAUUCUGUGAAGGUUGUAAUGAAAGGGUCAGAGAGGGAGCUUGUAAGGAUCUUGAGAAUUUUCACAACUAUAGAUUUCUCGAGCAAUCAAUUUCAUGGACCGAUUCCUGACGAGCUGGGAGAACUCAAUGCACUUUUAUUGCUAAACUUAUCUCACAAUAGCCUCAAUGGUCAAAUCCCGUCAUCAUUGGGGAAAUUAGCAGAACUCGAGUCAUUAGAUCUCUCAUCAAACAAGCUUGAAGGCAGGAUUCCAGAGCAAUUGACCAAGCUGACGUUCCUAUCAGUUUUGAAUCUUUCACACAAUGAACUAGUGGGCCACAUACCUGAAGGGAAGCAGUUCAAUACUUUCUCAAAUGAUUCCUACAUUGGGAACUCUGGGUUGUGUGGAUUCCCAUUGACAAAAAAAUGCAAAGAACCAAGACCACCUUCACCACAAUUUAAUGAAGAAGAUGACUCUACAGCAGUCUUUGAGUGGAAGUUUGCAUUGGCAGGCUAUGGGUGUGGACUGGUGUUGGGACUUAGUCUGGGAUACAUUGCCUUCACUACAGGAAAACCAUGGUGGCUAGUGAAGAAAGUGGAGAAAUAUCAACAGAAAUUAGUUGGAAGGUGCAACCGAAGUCAUAAGCACAGAAAAAUCCAAAAACCCAACCAACACUCUUAAGUGAGUGCAAGCAGGUACCGUUGAUUUCCUACUCUGGGGAGAUCAGGCAACAGUUUGCUUCUCGAGUUUGUUUCCAUCAUUUUCAUGUUCAUUGUUGAUGUAUAGUUGUAUUGCCUUGUGUGGGAAUUAUGGUUAUGUAUGAAUUUGUGUUGAUUUCUUUUGGAUUUGAUCUAUCUGCUCUGCACGCAGUUCUCGUGUAUUUUGUUACUGUAAUUUGAUCCUUCUGUGAUUUUUGCCGAUCAAUCUCUUCAUAUCAUAUUUUGUCCUCUUCUUUUGGUUGGGUUGCCUUUGAACGAUUGUUGGAAGUUGAAAGGUAAUUCAUUUAUCAAAGAAUCUAAAUUGUUUCAUUAAGAAAACUGAGACGAUGGUAGGAGAUGUUAAGAUUAUGUAGGUCUGAUCUUGUUUCUCUUUGUACGUCAGUAACAUCAUAAUCACUUUGUUUAAAAACUUCAAUUUACUGUAAGUUCUAUUUGUGGUGUUUCUCUCUUUUUUCAACUCGCUACAUUUCCUGUUAUAGUUUCUUGUUUUUUCUUUCAGAUUUUGUUAUGUGUACUCACCA
Messenger RNA from Rubroshorea leprosula, 3535 nucleotides. The record is from the annotation of a GenBank genome assembly. Lineage: Eukaryota; Viridiplantae; Streptophyta; Magnoliopsida; Malvales; Dipterocarpaceae.